This is a messenger RNA of Prinia subflava (tawny-flanked prinia), 908 nucleotides long. RefSeq names its product large ribosomal subunit protein mL50-like. The transcript is spliced from 2 exons. Gene Ontology annotation, cellular component: mitochondrial large ribosomal subunit; mitochondrion. Lineage: Eukaryota; Metazoa; Chordata; Aves; Passeriformes; Cisticolidae. Bases 2 to 505 code for a protein of 167 amino acids. The record is from RefSeq and is a predicted model, not a curated record.
AAUGCGUCACCCGUGGUGGCCGCGGGAAGGUGCCCCCAGCAUGGCGGCGGUGCGGGCAGCGGCGCGGCGGAGCCCCACGGGGCUCAGGGCGUUCUGGAGCAGCCGCAGGAAGGAGGAAAGAGGAGUGGAAGCAGACCGAGCAGUUCCUGAGAAGGAGGAGAAGAGUGAGCCCAGCCUGAUCUGCCCCCCACCACGCAGCCAGAGUUACCUCCCUCGCGAUGACCUGCAGAGCUGCCUCGAGUCCCACAUCAGGGAGGUCUUUGGGCCCUCUCUUCCUGAGGACUGGCAGCAGACUCCUCUGCAGGAGAACAGGCUGAAGCAUCGCCUGCUGGCCCAGCUGGUGGCAGAGCUGGGACACGCUGUCCCCAACUCCCAGCUGCACCGGAUGCGCCACGCCGGGGAUGUGCUGGGUUUCUAUCGCACCCCCGUGAAAGAUGGGACCAAGAUUGAUGAACUCGUGGCUGCAGAGCUGCCCCCAAACCUGAGAAUCGUCUGGCAGCAGUGAGUCCCCCCACAGAGCAUCUCUGUGCCUGGCUUGUGCUGCAGGGCAGCGGCAGAGCCCUCUCGUUGGGGUGAGAUGUGUGAAUUUCACUAACAGAAGUUCACUGAAAUCUGUUCACUCAGUAACGGUGAAGUCUUCAACAGCCCUAUAAAAUCAGUUGCUUUCAAGGCAUCUUGUUGAAUUCUGCAGUGUCUGUUAAGGGCCCUGUUUUAUAAGUUCUUUGGGUGUUAGUUUUUCUUCCAUGUUGGCUAUGUGUUUAGUUUUUCUUCCCCAUCUAACUGAUGAUGCAGGCCUGCUUUUAAUCAGAGGAGGCAAACAGUGAAGUUAGGAGAACAAGAAAAUAAACAGUCUGAGAAAUGCAAUGUACUUUAUGAGUGUUUUCUAUGAAACAAGUUGUUUCCAGUGA